This is a messenger RNA of Hirsutella rhossiliensis, 861 nucleotides long. RefSeq lists its product as uncharacterized. The transcript is spliced from 3 exons. The record is from RefSeq and is a predicted model, not a curated record. NCBI's taxonomy places the organism in Eukaryota, Fungi, Ascomycota, Sordariomycetes, Hypocreales, Ophiocordycipitaceae. Bases 1 to 861 code for a protein of 286 amino acids.
AUGCAAACUCGCCUGCUGCCUCGAUUGGGGUCUGAUGGUCUCUUCGAUACGCUCCGUGUCAGCGCCGCCAUCACGCUCGUCUACACGCUGCGGCUGCCGAGGGCCUGGCGGCUGGUGCUCGGCGUUAUUCUUGUGGUCAAGCUGGCGCUGGUGCGCGCAGCCGACCGGGGCGAGUCCUUCGCCCGGCACGGCAACUACAACAUGAUCCUCUUCGUCGUCCUCGCCGUGCCGCUGAACCUCGUGGUGUUCGCCACGGUCCUGCUUUACCGGAGCACGCGGCAUUUCUGGCGCAUCGCCGGCGCCUUCGUCGUCUCGCUACUGCUGCUCACCAGCGUGUCGCUCGUCCGUCAGAGAGCGCGCUGGAGAGCCGGAUUCCUCGGGCGCGGCUACCAGCCCGAUGCGGCGGCGUGCUCCCAGAGCUGUCCCUUGCCGUCCAUCGACUUCGAUGCGCGGCUCACGCAGCACGACGCCCUCCUGACCAUCGACGGAUGCCCGCCGGGCCUGCCGGUUUCAUAUGACGUGCUGCCCAACACGCGCAGCUGGCCCGCGUCUGAGAAGAAAGAGUAUGUAUUGAACCGGAUGAUUGUCCAGCGCACGGUGCGGCGCGAGUAUACCGGCCGGGUGCGCCUCGACGUGCGGUCGACCGAGACGGUCAUUGCGAGAUGCGGCCACGAGGAGAAGCUGCUGCUGCGCGUCGCCCGCACGCUGCCGCCGGCGCGCGUGAGCCAAGGACGGACCGAGACGCAGCGGCCCAACAUACUGCUACUCUCCUUCGACGCCGUGUCCCGCCGGGGCUUUCACCGGCGGCUGCGGCGCACAUCCAAGCUGUUGGAGGAGCUGCACGAGCCUGGCCGGCGUUAG